Molecule: messenger RNA, 2971 nt
Organism: Calypte anna (Anna's hummingbird)
Lineage: Eukaryota; Metazoa; Chordata; Aves; Apodiformes; Trochilidae
Gene: TNS4
Product: tensin 4
Molecular function (GO): protein binding
Source: RefSeq, a predicted model, not a curated record
AUGUCACAGGUCAUACAGAACCACGUGUUGCGUGUUGGACAGACCGUGUGUGUUUCCUCACAGGAGGAAAGCAAGAGCUUGCACCCAGCAGGGUACUCGGGCUGCUCCACACUGCAGUACAGGUUUUACUCAACAGAGAGCUGGGCUGACCCCUCCACCAUGCUGCACAACAACCCCUGCCUGCUGCCCAGCGGGGAGCUGUACGAGCCCCCCCCCGUGUUCGAGCAGGGGAAGGGGCAGCAGGACACCCCUUUGGAGAGACCCAGCACCCUGUCUCAGGCAAAGCAGGAGGAGGAUGGCAGCAUGGAUGCUGAGGCUCACCUGGUGUCUCCUACCUUGGACAUCUCCAUAGAGAAUCUCAACCGGCUGAUCCUGGAAAUCGAUCCAACCUUUCAGCCACUCACAUGCAAGCCAGGGAAGGAUGUGGUCCUGCCUGCUUCUCAGGGUGAUGCUGCCACCACCAAGAAACAAGAUUCGGAGGCAAUAGACAUUAAGUACAUAGAGAUGACUCCAGGCAGAGCCACGUGUCCUGAGCAGCUGCAGGGCUCCCCCAGCCCUUUGGGAACACCCUUCUCCAGAUCUCCCCAGAGCAACAGCUUUCUGCCCCAGAAAGGGGGACUCCGAGGCAACUACAGCACCAGUGGCAGUGUGGUUUUCUCCAGCCCACCCGGACCCAUGAGCCCCCACUCAGUCACCCCGAGCUCUGCUGCCUCCCCAACCUGCAGCAAAGUGUCUGAAUGUGUGGCUGUGCCCCAGCACUGCACAGCUGGACAGACAGACAGCAUCUCCUAUGGGCCUGGGGCUCUCAGCACCUCCCCGGGCUUCGACAACCUGCUGAAGCCUGUGCAGGUGAUGAGAGCCCAGCAGAGGAGCAGCUGGGUCUCCAUGCUCUCCACCAGUCCUGGCUCAGACACCAGUUACAUCCUGGGAAGCAGCACCCACUCACUCCACAAUGAGGACUCAGAUGCUCACCCCACUGCCUGCAGCUCUGCUGACUGCUCAUCCCCUGCCAGCUCCAUGGGCAGCCCCUGCACGCCUUCCCCCAGCAUCAGCUCUCACUCUGGAGAAGCUUUUGGCCUGAGUGCUCCCCAGCCCAGGGCAGCCUCCUCCACCAAAGCCACCACCUCCCUGUCCCAGAAGGGACAGGCCAGCAGCUGCCCCCCCUCCAUCCUCAACUCCACAGCUGACAUCCCAGUGCUGCUGGUGAACGGGUGCCUGGAACAAGGAGAAACAUCUUCCAGGCUGGCCAAAGGCCCCCCGGUCUCUGCCAAGCAGAGCCCCCCUCCCAGCUGCAGCCCAGCCCUGAGGUUGGGUGGACUGAACAACGCGCUCUCUGCUCCAGCUCUUUCCUGCGUCCCAGACAGUCCCCUCCGGGCUGAGCAGCCAACCAUGAAGUUUGUGAUGGACACAUCAAAAUACUGGUUCAAGCCCAGCAUAACCAGGGACCAAGCAAUCCAGCUGCUGAGAGCCAAGGAGCCAGGCACGUUCCUUGUGCGGGACAGCACGUCGUACCGGGGGUCCUUUGGGCUGGCCAUGAAGGUUCCUGUCCCCCCAUCUGGCAGCCAGACAGGUGACGAGAGCGGUGACCUGGUCCGGCACUUCCUCAUCGAGUCCUCUGCCAAAGGGGUGCACUUGAAAGGAGCCAGCGAGGAGCUGUACUUUGGGAGCCUCUCUGCCUUCGUGUACCAGCACGCCAUCACCCCGCUGGCACUGCCCUGCAAGCUCAGCAUCCCCACCCGAGAUCUUGCUGAUGGAGAGGACAGCCCUGACUGUGCAACAGAAUCUCCACUGUCCCUGCUGAAGAAAACUGCUGUGUGCAACGUCUUGUACCUCAACUCAGUGAAUGUUGAGACCCUCACAGGAGGUCCAGCUGUCCAGAAAGCCAUCUCCUCCACCUUUGAGCUGGAGACACUGCCCACACCCACCCUGGUGCACUUCAGAGUGACCGAGAAGGGAGUGACAUUGACAGAUGUGCAGAGGAAGGUGUUUUUCAGGCGUCACUACCCCUUGGCUGCCAUCAGGUUCUGCGGGAUGGACCCUGAGAACAGAAAGUGGCAGAAGUACUGCAAGUCCUCAAGGAUCUUCGGGUUUGUGGCCAAAAGCCAGACAGAUUUGGAGAACCUCUGCCACCUGUUUGCAGAGUACGACACCGUGCAUCCAGCAUCGCUUGUCAUCGACCUUCUCUGCAAGCUCCUGCCUGGCCCAUAGAGGAUGGAAACCCCAGGACAGCUCAGGGCUGGCAGCUGCCCACACUGUGCUGAGCCUCUACUGCUCACCUCCUACUUCUGGGUUGCAUUUUGGCAACAGCUCAUAUUUAUAUUUUUUUGUUAUGUACAGUACCAUCAGGAGCCUCAGCUAAAGAUUUUAUGUUCUGGUUGGAGAUGUUCCUCUGAGACCACAGGAGCAGAGCUGCAGGACAGGAGCUGUGCUCACCGUGUGGAUCCCUCGUAGCACACACCCUUCUCUUUGCUCUGGAUGGCUGGAAUACUCUGGCUGAGAUUCCCACCAGCAGCAGGGGACUCUUGCACUCGUGGUGUCCAAGCCGAGGCACAUUUGGUGGAGCUGAGCUCCCACCUUUGGGGUCUUUGGGUUCCCCCCAGGUGCCAUUGGGAGGGGAGGUCUGGCACAGGCUCGGGGGGACUCAUCUCCAUUAUGCUAGACCAGCAUCAGGAGGCAGCUUUGCAAAUCAAAGUGUAUAAAAUCAUGGGGCCCUUCUGAAAAUCCCUGCUUCCCUCCAAGAACAAGAUGCAUGGAAAGGCAGAAGUGUCAGGGCAGUGUGGUUUUGCCUGGUGCUGGUAAAUCCUCCUGCCCUUCCUUGCACAGCAGGGUUACAGGCCAGCUCCAGCCCCAGGCAGCACGGCAAACUGAGAAAUAAAUGUUGACAUUUUCAUGACAGUAAAAAGUUGGGUUUUUGGAAAUGACUUGCAUGAACGUGGGCCAGAUCCUCAGAUGACGUAAAUUGGUGCAGCCC